Molecule: messenger RNA, 2940 nt
Organism: Antechinus flavipes (yellow-footed antechinus)
Lineage: Eukaryota; Metazoa; Chordata; Mammalia; Dasyuromorphia; Dasyuridae
Gene: SLC11A1
Product: solute carrier family 11 member 1
Exons: 14
Coding region: 243-1910 (555 amino acids)
Biological process (GO): metal ion transport
Cellular component (GO): plasma membrane
Molecular function (GO): iron ion transmembrane transporter activity; cadmium ion transmembrane transporter activity; manganese ion transmembrane transporter activity
Source: RefSeq, a predicted model, not a curated record
ACCACUCUGGUUUCCGCUCCAAGAGAAGUCACUUCUGCCUUUUUAUAAUUUCACAAUGUGUGUAUGUGUAUUCAGGGUGAUGAUGUAAAAGAAUUAGUGAGAGCCAACUAACUCUUGAUCUGGGUGGGUACAAAAAGGAGAUGGGUACACAGGCACACACCACACAGUUGCUUAUAGAACCAAGGAAUUGGUGAAACAUUCCUGGGGUCCAGAAGCCAUCUAACAUAGAGAAGAAGGUCCCAAUGGCCAAUGAUAACAAGAACUCUAGGCAUUCAAGUCGAAGAAUCUAUGGCUCCAUCAACUCUCCAAACCCACCAGGGCUGUACCAAGAAAUUCCAAAGUCAACUUACUUAAAUGAGAAGAUCCUUAUUCCGGACACGAAACCAGGAAGAUUCAGCUUCCGAAAGCUGUGGGCCUUCACAGGACCAGGAUUCCUCAUGAGCAUAGCUUUUCUGGAUCCUGGAAAUAUAGAAUCUGACCUGCAAGCUGGAGCCGCAGCCGGAUUCAAACUGCUGUGGGUUCUAUUCUGGGCCACUGUUCUGGGCUUACUGUGUCAACGCCUGGCUGCCCGGCUUGGGGUGGUGACCGGCAAGGACCUGGCAGAGAUCUGCCAUCUGUAUUACCCCAAGGUGCCCCGGAUCCUGCUCUGGCUGGUCAUGGAAAUGGCAAUCAUUGGUUCGGACAUGCAGGAGGUCAUUGGCACAGCCAUCGCCUUCAGCCUGCUCUCUGCUAGGAGGAUUCCCCUCUGGGGUGGUGUGCUCAUCACCAUCGUUGAUACCCUGUUCUUCCUUUUCCUGGAUAAUUACGGGCUGAGGAAGUUGGAAGCCUUCUUUGGCUUCCUCAUCACCAUCAUGGCUCUGACCUUUGGCUUUGAGUACGUGGUAGCGAAGCCGGAUCAAGAGGCACUGCUCAAGGGACUCUUUCUGCCCUCCUGCUCAGGCUGCGGUCAGCCCGAGCUCCUGCAGGCAGUGGGCAUUGUGGGAGCCAUCAUCAUGCCCCACAACAUUUACUUACACUCUGCUCUGGUCAAGUCCAGAGGGAUUCGGCGUUCCCAAAGAGAGGAAGUCCAAGAAGCCAACAUGUACUUCCUGAUAGAGGCUUCCAUCGCCCUGUUCAUCUCCUUCCUCAUCAAUCUGUUUGUCAUGGCGGUCUUUGGCCAGGUCUUCUACCAACAAACCAACCAGACUGUGCAUGACGUGUGCGCCAACGGGAGUCUCCCUUUUUAUACCUCAUUUCUCAAGGACGACCAGCCAGUGACUGCAGACAUUUACCAGGGGGGCGUGAUUCUUGGCUGCUUCUUCGGUCCUGCUGUGCUCUACAUCUGGGCUGUGGGCAUCCUGGCAGCCGGCCAGAGCUCCACCAUGACGGGCACCUAUGCUGGGCAGUUUGUGAUGGAGGGCUUGCUGAAGCUCCGCUGGUCCCGUUUUGCCCGAGUUCUUUUUACCCGUUCCUGUGCCAUCCUCCCCACCAUCCUGGUGGCCAUCUUCAGGGAUGUUCAAGACCUGUCUGGUUUGAAUGACUUGCUGAAUGUGCUACAGAGCCUGCUGCUCCCCUUUGCUGUGCUUCCCAUCCUCACCUUCACCAGUAUGCCCGCCAUCAUGCAGGAGUUCACCAAUGGCUUACGUGGACCUGCUGUAUCGCCCAUGGGGCUGCUGUCCUGCUGCAUCCUUCUCACCAGCAUUUCCUCUAUGGACUCUCACAAGAGGAGGAGGGGAGUCCCGCCAGCUGAGACCCUGGGGCCUGGGGUGGGUAAGGGGGUGUCUCAUCGCCUGGGGAGGGCGGGAGUCCCUUCCGCCCAACUGUGCAAAACUCGGCCUGAGCCCCUUCACACAAGCUCAGGGUUAACCCGAGGGUCAAGCCCUACGAGCGGAACGGGACCGACUCCCGGGUCCUGGGACCUUCGCCCUUGAACUUCAGAACCACUGAGGGAAUGAGCGGAUGGGGGCGAGAAGGAAGUCUGGAUGAGGAAGAAAGGAGCGAAAACUAAGCAGGACUCCCUCAAACUCUCCCAUCCCCGGGCUUCUUAGACUCCUUGCCCACAUCCCGGAAGGGGGCUGGCACCCGGGGCGCCCCCUCUCCCCACCCGCCCCGUACCCAUUUUCCAGGCGGGAACACAGUUACUGCUCCCGCCCGGCCGGGAGCCCGUGCCUUCCGGGCCCGGCUCAUUUGUCAUCUCCCCGGGGAAGGCCAGACGUCCGCAACUCCCACGCCUCGCUCAUUAGAGGCGACCCACAAGUCCCUCACGGCUGCUCCCUCCAGGGGCCCGAAAGUCCCCAACUUGGGGCGUUCUCCAAGGAGCCACCGCGAGGUCAGCAGGGUCUCGGGGCGCUCUGAGCUCAGACCUGGGAGAGCGGGCGCCCCCACCUCUCAUUCUACAGAACGUGGGAGGUCCGGGGAAGCCCCAGGGACUGGUAGGGCUCCCCCUCCCUUCGCUACGCCCAGAGCCCGAGUGGCUCUUUACCGACGAUCCCUGAGCGGUUUCAAGGCUCCCCCAGCUCCCUCCUCCCUUUCUGCCUCCCGCCUCCACUCGCAGAAGUCGGGAAAACGGGCCAGGGGUGGGGAGAGGAAACGUGGCCUAGGGUUGCUGCCUUCCCGGGCCUGGGGCUUGCUGGAGAUUGGGGUGCAAAAGGAACUGGGGCGCCCGGACGGCCCGGCUCCCAAGAAUUCCCAAGUCCGGCUGUCCGGACCCGCUUCGGGGCUGGGGCGCUUGUUUUUGAGAAGAAUUUCCUCUUUCUUAAAAGGGCGAGUGCCCAGGUGGGGCCCGCGUUGGGAGAGACGGGGCGUGGUGUAAGGAGGGGAGGGGAAGGAAAGGGAGGAGAAGGGGAAGGAUGGGGGGGGGGCGGACCCACCCCAAAAGGCAGGGCGGUUAACACCCCCCUUCUCCCCCCUAGACUCGUUCUCUUAGUGUUCCUUUCCCCAAUAAACCGCUACCACACCUUC